This is a messenger RNA of Penicillium oxalicum, 855 nucleotides long. RefSeq names its product putative GINS DNA replication complex subunit Sld5 (gene sld5). The coding region runs from base 1 to 855 and encodes 284 amino acids. Gene Ontology annotation, biological process: double-strand break repair via break-induced replication; DNA-templated DNA replication. The record is from RefSeq and is a predicted model, not a curated record. Lineage: Eukaryota; Fungi; Ascomycota; Eurotiomycetes; Eurotiales; Aspergillaceae. Gene Ontology annotation, cellular component: GINS complex. The transcript is spliced from 2 exons.
AUGGACAUUGACGAUAUUCUCGCCUCGGUGGACCGUGGUCCCGGGGCCAGUCCUGAAUCUGCGGCCAUCGAUCAUCAGCAAUUGACGCGAUUCUGGGUCGCCGAACGCGCCGUGUCUGAAGUACUGCCCUGGCCAGCGCCAUUGAUGGAACGCAUGAUGGAUCGUGUGCGAAUACAGAUCGAAACAAUCGAAGACCUCGCCGCAUCAUCCGCCGAUCCCGACCUCUCCAGUACAUCACGCCCAACAACCCACAAUCCCAAUCUCAAUCUGCGCCUCUCCAUCCUCCAGACAGACCUUGCACGAACCCAAUACAUCAUCCGCUCUCUGCUUCGCGCCCGACUUGCCAAACUCACCAAACACAGCAUGCACUACCUCGUCCAACUAGCCAGUCGCAACAAGAAUCCGCUCUCAGCAACCGCCUCACAGUCCCAGUCGCAAUCGCAAUCGCAAUCGUCCGCGACGAACGCCAUGCCCGAAGACUCGGUGCCGGACGUAUCGGCCUUGAUCGAUACGGCGCCGCUGUCUGGGCCAGAAACAAGCUUUGUCCAUGCGCAUCAGACAUUGUUAGCUGGGCAUUAUGGGGCGUCGUUUCUCGGGGCGUUUCCGCGACAAUUGAGGCGGUUGGAUGAUAAUGCGGGGGGGACGAGUAUGGUGCAGGGGCCGGAGACUAAGGAGGUGGUCUUUGUGAGGUGUUUGGCGGCGCAGGUGGAUGUGGUGAUGGAGGGAGAGAAUGAGAAUGGGGAUGGGGAGUUGGUGGAUGAGAUUGGGGUGACGAUGCGCAUGGGAGAUAUUUGGGUGGUGAGGUGGGAUGGAGUGAAGAGGGCGUGGGAGAAGGGGGAGGUGGAGUUGUUGUGA